AUGUAUGGCCACAUCCAUGUGAUCAUCAAAGACUUGGUCAUCUCAGAGUUCAGUGAAGAGAAAUGGGCGAUGGUUUUACAUGCCUCUGGCUAUGCAGAUGCUGAUGUCUUAGACACGGUCCCACAUCCAGAUGCGGUCACCUUUAGCCUCUUGACCAGCCUGUGCAUGAUCACUGCUUGGUCUCCCGACGAAGCUGUGGAAGCACUGGGGCACCACCUCAUCGUUUUCUCGCUGCGCUCUGGGCACCAGCGCUUCUUGAAAGCCCAGGGAGCGACGUUACCCAUCUUCCUGCAAAACGUCAAUAGCGUCCAUCGGCAACUGGAGCGCGAGCAUCCAGGGGCGACCUUUCCUUUUCUACACGUGCGAUCUGACCAACCGGACCGUGCUGAGCUCCGGUACUUCUCCCCGCGUCGGGGCUUCGGGCGCUUUGUGGUGGGCGUGGUCCGGGCCAUUGGGGCUUAUCUCUAUGGGGUGGAUGUCAGCUUUGAGGAAGCACCUAUGAGCCCGAUGUCUGGACAAACUUUCAUGCCAGCCAACCUUCAAGCCAAGUCUUGGAGGAUGUCCUGGUGCCCAUUGCCAGAAGGAGCUGAGAAAAUCUGGGCGCGACCGCAGGAUGCGAGGUCCCCGAGCGAGGCGGGGCCGCAGGAGGCGUCGAUGCCCUUUGCCGCAUUGCACUCUGCUAUGAUGGAUAUCCAACGUUUGAGCAAGAUCUUUGGUUGUUCCAACGUGAGUUGCGCUCCUUCGAACUCACAACUGGUGCAAAGGAAGUUGGAGGAGCUGUCAACCUCGAAGAUGCCGGAGGAGGAUUUGCUCAUGCGAAGCACCACAGCCAAGACCAUCGCAGCAGCAUGGAGCGACAUACACCUUUGCCAAUGCACUCGCUUUUGGGAGACAUCUGAAGGGCAUGAGGAGGACUACCAACUCUCGCAAGAUGCACUCUUCGCCGACGGAUUCGUGAGCCACUGCUGGGCACCCCCAGAUGAUUGGGAUGAGGUCAUGGGAGAGGAGGUCUCUUAUGCGGAAGUGAAGGCCACCACCUUAGCAGUCAUGGCGAAAGACAUCGCCCUCGGGCGAGACAGGUCUCUGUCAGCGUGGGGUUCGAUCACCUUCUGGGUCGAUAAAGCCUGCAUUCCACAAGACCAUGAAGACCUGAAGGCCAGGUGUGUGAAUCUCUUGGAGAAGUUCAUCCUCAAGUGCGAGUACACCUGUGUCCUGUUUACCUGGAACUAUCUGGAACGAUUGUGGUGUAUCUAUGAAUGGGCUUGCUUCUUGAUCAGCCAGGACUUCAACAAAAUCUUCCUGCAGACUGACGUGUUGGUACAAGAUGCGCUGUUGCCCUUGUAUUUGGACUCCGUGCGGAACUUUUCGUUGAAGAAAGCCAAAUGCCACAAGGAAUCUGACAGGAAGCUGCUUGAACAGAAGAUCCACCGUGAGUACGUCUCGGAGGAGGCCUUUGAAAAGCUCAUGCAGGCCACUGUGAUCGCAUUCAUGGCACGUUCCAUGGCCUAUCCCGCUGGCCGCAACCCUGAGCUUGAGAGGCGCCUGUAUACGCCAUGGGUGUCCUUAGCCUGGGAGCUGCACAUGGACGAUUUGGCCUUGGCCUUGGCCUCCUUCCAUUCCAGGGAGUUCCGCCGCAUGGCCUGCAGUGGGUCUUGGCUUGAACAAAGUGCCCCAGACAUUUUGGCCUUGCCGGACGCGAAGCACCUCGAAGAGCUUGCUGCGCAGAUCGACCUCCAUACAGUGAACAGUGUGGAGUACCACAACGUGGUUUUGGAGUGGUUUGGCUUGGAGGUGACCCCGAUCUUGAUACAGCAGAGAAAGCUGGCAUCGGCGGCGAGUGACGCAGACAGUGAGAGCACCUGUUUUGAUGUGACACACUCAUCACUUGGAGGUGCCCGUCAGAGCAGCUCGGAAGGAACUUCCCUGCUUGGUUGCUACUAA
This is a messenger RNA of Durusdinium trenchii, 1941 nucleotides long. NCBI's taxonomy places the organism in Eukaryota, Dinophyceae, Suessiales, Symbiodiniaceae. The record is from the annotation of a GenBank genome assembly.